Messenger RNA from Gadus macrocephalus (Pacific cod), 5773 nucleotides. Its product is annotated as protein mono-ADP-ribosyltransferase PARP14-like. Bases 56 to 5110 code for a protein of 1684 amino acids. Gene Ontology annotation, cellular component: cytoplasm; nucleus. Gene Ontology annotation, molecular function: transcription corepressor activity; NAD+ poly-ADP-ribosyltransferase activity. Lineage: Eukaryota; Metazoa; Chordata; Actinopteri; Gadiformes; Gadidae. Gene Ontology annotation, biological process: negative regulation of gene expression. The record is from RefSeq and is a predicted model, not a curated record. The transcript has 21 exons.
UGGCAAAACAGAGCUCACACUAAAGUGCGAUGCUGUGUAUUCUGAAUGUUGAGGAAUGGCAGGGAAAACUCUUAUUUUGGAGGGUCUAACUGCUGAUUUAAACGAUCAAAUCAAAUCAAAGUUAGCAUUGUACUUCCAAAACAAGAGGCGAUCUGGAGGUGAGAUAUCAGAACUCCGGGCAGAUCCGACCGAUAAAAGAAGAAUUGUACUUGUCCAUGUCAACGACAAAGAUCGAAACGAAGUUUUGUCGAGAAAGAAUCAUCAAGUUGAUCUCAAAGGGUCACUGGGGGUAGUAACACUGCACGUUACACUGCCACAGGAUGUCAAGCCAGAGCCUGUGUUAUCUUCUGAAGCAGACUUCGUCUGCAAUGACGAGGCACUACUGCGUGUCACCAGUGAGCGCUGCCGGGAGUCCCUCGAGAUGUUCUUUGAACAGUGUAUCAGGGAUCCUAUUCUUAGAAAACAUGGGAAAAACACAUGGAUCCUCCAAACGUCCCAUAAAGCAGACAUGGAAAGUGUGGCUGCCAGCAAUCCGCAGCAGUAUGGCAUAUUGGUGGAAGUGUACAAGGAGAAGGAGGACGUUGGCUUGUUGGACAGACGCCGGUUUGUCCUCAGCGGCUUGGACGACUGCUGCCCCUCCGACACCAUCUCCAUGUACAUCCACAGGUGCAGCCAACGGGCGGAGCACAGCUGGGAGGCCGUGGGUGGAGACAGCAUCGUGGUCAUCUUCAAAGAGGAAAUAAAUGGACACCAAUUCAUGCAGAAGACUUUCACAGAGAAGUUCAACAACAAAAAGAUUGAGGCUUGUCGUUUGGAACUGACCAAAUCUGUAAUUGUACAAGGAGACAUGAGUCAAAUUUCUGAAGGAUUCCUUAUACUGUAUUUUUCCAGACCAUGGAGAAGUGGAGGGGACGUAAUUAAGUCCUUUGUCCAUCUCAACCAAAAAAAAAGCAUUGUAAUUACCUUUGGAGAUUGGAAGGUUGCUCAGACGGUGGCUGAACUCAAACACACUGUGAUGGAGAAGGAGCUUGUUGUACAACUCUUCUACCCUGACCUCCAGUGGGUUUUGACAGGACAAAGACAUCACCGGUCAAAAUCCUCAACCGAUAUAGCUAUCCCAGUCGAACCUGACCUCCUGAGUUUUAUCAGUCGCAAUGAGAUCCUUCGCGGAGAGCUCACAUAUGCCCUUCAAAGGGUCCAUGCGAUGGUUACAUUCAACAUUUUCUCCAAGCACCCACAAUUGGAACUGAAGAUGUCAAUGAACAAGUAUUCACUGGGCCUGCUCCGGCAUGGCCCCUCCUGGGAGACUAAUGCUCGAAGAGUAGUUCAGACCAUCUUGGAGAAGUACAUUGUAGAGCACAUCCCAAUGGAGGCUGAGGUCUGGCAGGCAGUUAAGGGUAGUUGUCCGGAAGUCAAUGUGGCUACCGCCCUCAUCUCUUUUAAAUUGUGCUCCUCAGAGUUAGUGGUUGUCGGGAGAUGGGAGGAAGUCGAGACACUUGUGAAGGCGAUCAAGAGCAAGAUGGAAAAGGCCAGAGAUGAGCUCCAUGUAGUGAAUAACACCAUCGAGAAAGAGAUCCAAUUUGACUCCAAAGAAAUGUUAGAUCUCACCUUGGAUCUUGUUAGGGAUGAAUUGGUAAAUGUGGACCUAUCCAAAAAUAAUGAACACUUUACCAUACAUCUUAAGGGGCUCAGUGAAAAGGUGCAAACGGCAGAAACCCGAAUCCAAGAAGUCCAAGAUACUUUGACUUCCAAAAAGCUUGAUUCUUCCCAUAACCUUAUACUGUUUUUGCAGUCCCUUGACUUACAGAAGUUCCAAAGUGAUCACUUUUCUCUGGACAACAUUGUUGCUGUUGUGAUCUGUACCAAACAGUUUGUCUCAGUUCUCGCUAAGAAGGGCGACAUUGACAGGGUUGAAAAGAAGCUCAAGAAGGUAAUCAAGCAAGAAGCUCUUUCUAUUUCCGGGAAGUACAAUAAGGAAAGCUUUGAUGAGCAAUGGAAAACCUUUCAUGCAGCCCUAAAAAAGGAACUUGAAUCUACCCAGAACUCUCAAAAUGUUCUCAUUGAAUUUUCAGGGGACAAAAUUGAAUUAUGUGGAUUCAGUUCUGUGGUUGACGAUGUCAUUGCCAAGGUGAAGGCAUUUCUUGAGAACAAGAAAGUGGUAACAGAAGAUGUCCCUCUGAAAACGUUGCAGGAGGUUGAAUUUGUUGAGUCUUUCAUGAAACUCUCAGCGGAUCUUCUGCUCAAAGCCUUGGGAGUCACCAUAUUGCCCUGCAGAUCUCCACAAUCUCCAUGUCUCAAAGUCACAGCUACAAGUGAUCAAAUCAAAGAGGCCAUACAUGUGGUGAAUAGGCACAUAAGGACAAUAACAACCAGAAAGUACAUGUACUCCAAAGCUGGUGAGGCAAAGAUCCUGAAAAAUAAUAAAUCGUUACUCAAGAUGGAGGCGAAAAACUUGGGCUUCAAUCUUGAACUAUCAGCCACACUAGAUGCCUCCAAAACUUUAGCUCUUCCGUCUCUACAAGUGUCAAACACAAUAGUGAUUGGAAGAGUCUCUGUGAUCUUGAAGAAGGCAGACAUCACUAAGGAGAUCGUAGAUGUCAUCGUGAAUUCAAGCAACCAGAAUCUAGAUCUGAACACCGGUGUGUCUGGGGAGAUCUUAAAGGCAGCUGGACAAUCUGUUGUGGAUGAAUGCAAAAAAAACGGUCCCCAGCCUGUUGGCAAUGUUGUGCUCACAGGCGGAGGAAGCCUGAACUGUAAACAUAUCGCUCAUAUUGCUGGAGCUCCAAAGAUCACAGUAUCGAUACUGAAGGUCCUUCAGCUGUGUGAAGGCAAGCAAGCUGCAUCUGUGUCCAUUCCUACCAUUGGCACAGGAAGGGGUGGCUGUCUCCCUGAGGAUUCUGCGAAGGCCAUUCUACAGGGCUUGAGACAACAUAUAUUAUGCACUCCCUUAUCCAGCCUAAAAACGAUCUUUGUAGUGGCCAUUGAAGACAGGACAUAUGACAGCUUAAAGAAGUAUUUCAACAAGCCGAGAUAUAGUAAAACCCUCAGGGCCGGCAUACUGAUGAUGGCUGUACCGGUUGCGCUACCACUGAAUCAAGGUUUUUUAUUUUUCUUCUUUAAAUGCCCAUUUAUGAUUAUUGAAAAACCUAGCAGACCACUGAGGGGAAACGAUGCAGGUGUGACCAGCGGAGGAAGACUGCAGUGUGACUUCAUCAUCCACAUAGUGGGCCCGAGAACUGUGGAGCAGGCUGUUGAGCGUGUGAAGAAUGUGCUGAAGCACUGCGAGGAUAGAUGGAUCACCUCCGUGUCAUUCCCUGCCAUUGGAACUGCAACCACUGCUGAAAGGUUGAUCGGGCCGGUGAAAGUGAAACUGUUUUGCGGUGACAUAACAAAGGAAAAAACGGAUGCUAUCGUCAGUAGUACCAACGCUAGCCUGAAUCUCAAUUCAGGUGUGUCAGGAGCUAUUCUCAGAGCAGCUGGACAAGCAGUGGUUGAUGAAUGCAACAAUUUAGGUAAUCAACCUGGUGAUGGUGUGGUCAUCACCAAACCUGGCCACCUUUCAGCCAAACACAUCAUUCACAUGGUGGGCCAGAACAAGGAGGAAGACAUCAUCAGCUCCAUGCUCAAGGUCUUCAAGAUAUGCGAGGACCAUCAAAUCCAGUCUGUUUCCUUUCCAGCACUUGGCACGGGUUCUGGAAAUCUGUGUGCUGUGGAUGUUGGAAAUGCAAUGGUCACGGCUGUAGAAGAACACAUAAAAAUUACCAAAACACCGUCCCUUAAGGAUGUCCAUAUUGUGAUUUUCCAAACCAACAUGUUCCAGGACUUUUGGAAGAGCAUUAAUAAAUCAAAAAUAAGUGCCCCCCAGGGAGGAGCUGUGGCCCCUACCCAGCAGCCUUCCAUGUGUCUGGCAAGUGCUUGCAGGGAUGUGUCCUUCCCCAAAGUGGAGGUUGAGGUUCUUGGCUGCUGUUCGAGUGACCUGGCAAACGUCAAAAAACUUGUGGAUGACCUGGUGACAAAUGAGUGGAAGAUGCACCAGAUCAGCUCCUCCUACCUGGCCCUCCUCCUCCCCUCAGAGAAACAGGCCAUCGUGGCUCUCAGCCGGAGCCUCCAGGUGUGCGUCAGUGUGUCGGCCCCGGACAAGGCCACCGUGUCUGGGAAGGAGGCCGACGCCCUGGCCAUGGUUCUCCAGAUCGAGAAGCAUCUGCAAAAGGCCAAGGAGCGUGCGACCCGGCAGGAAGAAGAGAAGAGGCUGUGGAAGACGGUGCGCUGGGAGGUCUGCGACAGGGAGGCCUGGGCAGAACUGGACCCGUCUGUCAGUAUAGAUCUUGAGCACGCCUUGCAUAAGAAAGAGCAGCGCAUCAGCUACACCCUGCAGAACCAGACCUACACUGUGAACCUGGACAAGAUGGAGCGGACCGGCAGGAAUGGAACCAUCGCUAGAAUAAAGAGGACCCUGAAGGCUGGUUCUGAAAUAGCUGUCAUAGAGCCACCAACAAAUUGGGACAGGAUGGAUGACAAGACUCUAGACAUAGUGGAUCUGUCUCCAACCUCCCAACAGUACAAACAGGUUCAAGCUAAUUUCCUGGAAACAUCCAAAAAUCCCUAUAGUGUCACCUCUGCAACAUUUACAGUGGUCAAGAUCCAGAGGAUUCAGAGCAAAGACCAAUGGCAGAGAUACGCUGUGAAAAAGCAGAUGCUUGACAAGAAAUAUCCCCAGAACAUGAAUGAGAUGGACCUUUACCACGGCACAACAGCUGAGACUUGCCAAAAGGUCAACAGUAAUGGCUUCAACAGAAGCUUCUGUGGAAAAAAUGGCACUCAGCACGGCAACGGAACCUAUUUUGCCAAGCACUCCUGGUUCUCAUGCAAAUACAAAUACUCUUACCCGGACGACCAGGGGCUGAAGUACAUGUACCAGGCUCGGGUGCUGGUGGGGAUGCCCUGCCUGGGGACUCCUGGCAUGGUGGAGCCGGCCCCCCUGGACCCCAGUAAUCCCCUCUGCGGCCUCCACGACUGUGCAGUAAAUAACGUCCGGAACCCCACCAUUUAUGUGGUGUUCAGCGAUGCAGGGGCAUACCCCGAUUACCUCAUCAGCUUCAAGAAGUCUUGACAAAGCUGCACUCCUUCUGUACCUGUGAAGGGCUAACAAAUACAUUCCUUAUUGAAUUGAAUAGCACUCAACCGCAUAUAUUUUAGAAGGAUACGUGUAGUAACAUGUUAAUUAUAUUACAAAAUAACGCGGGAAUAAUAAUUUGUGUGUCUAUCUCAAACAAUUGUAUGUGUUCUUUAUUUGACGUCUUUGUCUAUGCCCAGAGAUACCUAGUUUCUAUGAAAUAUUACUCAAAUUACCUUCAAAUCGACCAUUGUCAAGCUCUUCUCUUUGCAGAUUUUGGAUAGGUAAAACGAUCUUGGGGUAAUAUUUUUUUCAGGUAUUGCUUCGUCAUUUAAGUUUCUAUAUAUCUUUUAUAUAAUCCAAUUGAUAGUUGAAAUUACAUCUAAAUUGACCGUAAUCUUUGCACUAUAUCAGUGCAGGGCUGCCAAGUUUCAAAAACUCCAGCCAAUCAGAUCGCUUGAAAACCUGUUCCUAUCAGAUCACUUUAUGUAGAAAUAAGUAAAGUGUGUGUUCAUAUGCUCAAUGUUAUAAUUUCAUGUUCUAAAUUGGUUUGGUUUAUUUUCAACAUGUGGCACUUCAAAACAAUCAGAUUUGGGUCCUUCUUUUGUUUAAUCUUGACUGCUGAUGGCUUUCUUGAAAUGUAUUGAAUCCAUGGACCUA